AUGUUAAGAAGUUUACGGCAGAGCAUAGCUCUUGCUAAUAAAGCCUCACUGUUAGCCACCCAACCGAGCCGAGGCUUAUUUGGUUUAGGCAGUAUCUAUGCCUCCUUGAAGGGACAAUUUAAGCAUGCUAUCGAGCCAGGUCCUGGAAGACAUAAUACUCAUACAAUGGAAGCAACAGAGACCGAACUCUUCGACGAAGACGCCCAUGAGGUCCAGGCCAUGGUAACCAACAACCCUUUCGAUCUAGAAAUCAUGAUGGGUGACACCAACCCUCUGCGCAACUUCGGCACCCUCGACAACCCAGUUCUGCUGUUCUCAGCCAAUGUUGGCUGGCGAUACGUGAUGUGUGCAGGCGCCAACGACGAAGAAGAAGGUCUCCAGCAUCAGGGCAUCUGGUUUAUCCUCAGAGAAGGGCCAAUCCACAGAUGCCACUCCUGUGGCCAAUGCUUUAAACUGAUUAACUUAAAAGACGAGAUCAGCGCUGAAAAUGACUACUACUUGGAGCACUAUAUGCCAGUAUUAGAAGAAGAGAUGGGAGAUGACGACGAUUUGGUCACCAGGUGGUCCUUCCACAAGUUCGCUGAGCCUUAUGCAGUCCUGCACCCUCAUCAGAACACCAAUUAUGCCUAUAUUUUGGUCAACCCAGACGACCAUGACAGAAUCCUCACAGACCCUGCCUACAGGAUGCAGAAACUCCAUGAGGGCCAUGAGAAGCUGACUGACCUCCACAAAGCUUUAAUUGAUGUAGAAAACAGAAUCCUAUGGGAAAACGGCGGCUAUUACCCUAAGUACAACUAUUCAGUCCAAGACUACGAAGAUCUUAUUACUUCUGAGCUUGCCAUUAGAAAGCUGGACAGGAUUUUCCAAAAAGUCUCGCAGUUUGAAAAAAGAAGCAUCUUAGAACCAAUAGACCAUGAAAGGAGAGAAAAAAGGAUGCUUGAAAGGGCAGCUGAAAGGACAGGCAAAAACUACGUCUUUUAUUUGCAUACUAAUGAGCUGGAGCAGCGAUUUAACGACUACUAUCAGACUGACCUAGACCCUGAAGAGGAACUUCAAAACACUCAGGACGACUAUGAAGAUCUUGUCGCCUCAGGAAUUUUUAACUUCAAGAACUACGAGUUUGUAGAAGAAGACUUAAUGAACCCUGUUCCAGUCGUCAUGGGGACUUAUGAAAAGAAAAUGUUCAGGUUUAAGCACAGAAAGUGGAACGACGACCCUGCAACCCACUUUAUCAGGGAAAACAGAAUGAUUAGGAGAUACCUGGAUAGACUGCAAAAAAGAGACCCUAAGGAAUUAAGCUUUAAAGAUGCUGAAGAGCAAGCCCAUAACAUGACUAAGGAAAGUGCCAUAAGAUCAAGAGACUUAAAAAAGGCAGUAUAUAGCAAGGUUGAUGACAUCCAGAACUUCAUUAUGGAUGAAGCUGUACAACAGUAUAAAGAUUACUAUGAAAGUGAUGUUGAAGACUUAAAGGACUUUGACUAUAUGACCGCAGAAGAUAAAGUCCAGUUUGCAGGUGUUUUUAAGGACUAUUCUAACUUCUCCUCAUUUAAUAGAGAACAAAAUCGUUGAUGUUUAAACAUAAAUUUUUCUCUCACGUUUUAUAAAUUUAUUUAAAAUCUUUCUUUAAAAUAUUCACCACCAAGACAAUUUUUAUAAAUUUAUAUUGCUUAUUUAAUUAUUUUCUCUACUUAUACCUUAUAAAGCCAUAACUACUCCAUAACUACUUUUGUUGAAAUUAAAAAAUUUUAUAAUUGAUAAUUCAAUUAAUGUCAUUUAAUAUGGUUGGUAUUUUUUACAUUUUCUCGACUUAUAAUUUUUUAAAUUCUAUUAUUCUAAACAUUUAACUUGAAAACAAAAUUAAGAUUUAUAUUGAUUGAUAAGAUUACUUAAAAUUAAAUUCUUGUCAUCCUCUGUGAGCUUUUUGAUAGAGAACUAUCUCCGCUCUGAGCAAAAAAUAAGCAGCUACACAACCUUUAGAACUUCAAUUGCCUCUAGCUCCGAGCAACUCUCUUUUCGCUAUACUCAGCACCUCUGGAUAGAAUCUCUUUUAGCCAAAACUCUCAGAAAAUCAUAGAAUUCCCUUCACUGAGCCCGAAUAAGGGAACUGCCUUUAGAAGGUCUAGCCAUUUUAAAUUGUAAAGAUUAAUAUUAUUUUUUUAAGUUAUUCCUCAACCAGCAAAAGGAUUAAGCCACUAGGGACUCAAAAAUUAGUGCUGAAAGUGCCUAAAGAAAUUCCAGGAACUAGUUGGAGAGAAAGAUUGAAGAAGCAAAUUGCUAUUGCCAAGACUCAGAUUGCUUCUUAUAAUGCAGCGACUCAUAAAAUCAACACUAAUUUCAAGUAUGCGAGUGGUUCAAAAACUGUUAAGUCUAUCAGCCAAGAAACCCUGAAAGAACUAUUUGCAAGCAUUAAUAAAAUUGAGCCAGCUGGAGAAACCGGAAAUUUCGAAGAUUCUCGUAAGUUUCACUAA
This is a messenger RNA of Blepharisma stoltei, 2468 nucleotides long. Lineage: Eukaryota; Ciliophora; Heterotrichea; Heterotrichida; Blepharismidae. The record is from the annotation of a GenBank genome assembly.